Molecule: messenger RNA, 468 nt
Organism: Folsomia candida
Lineage: Eukaryota; Metazoa; Arthropoda; Collembola; Entomobryomorpha; Isotomidae
Exons: 4
Coding region: 1-468 (155 amino acids)
Source: RefSeq, a predicted model, not a curated record
AUGCGCGGCGAAAAAGCACUAGCUGCUGAGAACGAGGAAGCAAAUCAAUUCACCGAACUCGCCAGGACUCAUUCUGGACGGAUUGUCGUGGCGAAACGUCAAAGAUCCUACCCAGGCGCCAAACAGCUUUGCAUGGACUUCGGAAUGAGGGUGAUUGCUUGGAAUGAACUCAAGUUUAAAAAUGGCAACGUUGAAGAGCUGUACUUAAAAUAUCGCAGAACUCAACCGAACAUUUACACGCUGUAUUUUUGGGUCGACGUUGGCGACAAUGCUCCAACAAAAGCGCCGAAAAAUGGGGCAAAGUCGAGACGAAGGAGGUCCCCUGAGGACGAAGAAUGGGACAAGAAGUGCUGGGGCAUGCAAUACCUUCAACCCGAGGUUUGGGAAGGUUGGCUUCCAAAUUUGCAUGAGAGAUGGUGCCAUCAACCGCACCCAGUCAUUUGCAUUGAUGAUAACGUACUCGCUUAA